UGACAAUCUUAUUGUCAAUAUUCUACAUAUUUAUACAUUUAUAUUUUAUUAUAUAAAUAUUAUAAAAAAUAAUUUUACAUGGAUUUAAAUUGAUAUUUACUAAACAUAUAAGCAUGGCAAAAGAUAAACCGCCUAAGUUACAGGAUAAAGGCGUCCAUUGUCCAACAGAUUCUAGUUUGAGUUUUUCGAAAGACGAAGAUGAUAAGGCAAUGAAAAAAAUAAAAAAAGACGUGAAAGCUGUAAUAGAACUGAUGGGGCCUAAUACACCACAUUUCGAUCAGAAUUUUAGCUUGUCUGAAGAAUCUAUUUUUCCUAACACUACUACAACCCAAAGCAUAAAGGAAAAUAAAGCAGAAGAAGAUCCAAACUGUCCAACGGAGAACGAUUUCUCUACUAUACCCCCAGACGCAGGAGUACAAGACACAGAUUUUUCUCUAAUAGUUGAUGAUCCCUCUAGUUAUAGACAGCAACAAUGCGUUUGUCCCCCACCCCUUUAUCCAGCCCAUAAUUAUGUUUAUAACUCAGAAUGUAUGUGUCCCCAGAUGGUUGAUUAUAUGAAACAUAACGAAGCUUUUAAAAAACCUAAAUCAGAAAAGGUCAAGCUCUUGCAGUCUCUUUACAAUAUUUUUAAAGACAAAAAGAACGACUGGUCAAAGAAAGGCGAAUAUUAUACGAUCAAUGUGAAGCAGUCAGCAGACUAUGGAUUACCCAGACGCCUGGUAUUCGAUUUGGUGGACGAAGUACCAAAAGAAUCAGCACAGAAUUUAAGUGAUAAUGGUAUUUGCAAGUGUUGUUGUCUCAAAAAAGAAAGCUCGCAUCCGACAUAUCAGAAGGAUAGUAAAAAUAUUAGAGUAGAUGAUAUAAAACAUGGAAUAAUAAACGAAAACAUGUUGCCUGUUGAUAGAGAUAUUAAUCUUUGGUGUAAAAAUAACAAAUUCAAUCAAAAAACUACGUAUAUGGAUUGCAACGGAGCUACAAGAGUGGAUGUAUAUUAUUUUGAUCAUGGCUGUUCUAAUUACUUCCGUACCACGGACAAAUCACCCAUCCUAGCAACCGAAGCUCUAGCGGAACGAACCGAAGCCUACACCACCAAAUUUUGGGCGGAACUCUUCGGCACAUUCAACAUAGGAUUUUCCUUUCUAACCUCAUUCGUCCUUCAAUUCUUAAGAUUCAUCCUUUACACCAUUGUAAGACCUCUUACAGUGGGAAUCCUCCAAUUAACAUCCGAUUAUUUUCUCAAGCCGUUGCUGUGCGCCAUUUUUAAUGCCGUCAUACAACCUAUUUUAAUAUUUUUGUAUAAUAUCGCGUCCUCUAUAAGGGAUUUUUGCGAUCCGGUAGCAGAAGCUGUGGGGUUCUUCAUCAGGGAACUAUCCACGCCUAUCAGGGCUUUUAGAAUUGUGGAAGUUAGAAAAGAAAUUCGCGAAAAUGUUCCUUCAAAACAGGGUUAUAAGAGGGUGUUUAGGAAAAAUAAUCCAGUUAUUUAAUAGCAAGCACCUUCAAAAUGAAUUGCUUCAGCGAAGCCUUCCGCCGAAAUCAAUAUUAUCCUACCCUGUCAGAUGAACUGCACUCGGUAA
Molecule: messenger RNA, 1574 nt
Organism: Psylliodes chrysocephalus
Lineage: Eukaryota; Metazoa; Arthropoda; Insecta; Coleoptera; Chrysomelidae
Source: the annotation of a GenBank genome assembly